Molecule: messenger RNA, 3676 nt
Organism: Vicia villosa (hairy vetch)
Lineage: Eukaryota; Viridiplantae; Streptophyta; Magnoliopsida; Fabales; Fabaceae
Product: phosphoinositide phosphatase SAC3-like
Exons: 15
Coding region: 542-3205 (887 amino acids)
Biological process (GO): phosphatidylinositol dephosphorylation
Cellular component (GO): intracellular membrane-bounded organelle
Molecular function (GO): phosphatidylinositol-3,5-bisphosphate 5-phosphatase activity
Source: RefSeq, a predicted model, not a curated record
AUUAGGAGCUGUUGUUUCUGCACAAACCCGUGGUUCCAACCUUUUCGUUCUCGAAUCUCCCAAAUCUUCUUCUUCCUCUUCUCUCUUCAAUUCCCACCCUCAUUUCUACGCUCGAUCUCGUUCCCUUUCAUCCAUAAGAUUCCAUUCUCAAAUUCUAGGUUUUAUCCACGCAUCUACCAAUUCUCAUCCCAUUCAAACGUUUCUCAAUUUCUCAUCCCAGCGUUGCGAAUUUUGAUUUGAUCCGUACGAUUAACGGUUCGUUGUGGUUUACAGAAGCUAGGUUUUGCAAGUGAUGGUGGUUGUGAUUCUGGUUAGAAAAGGUUAUCGGAGAAAGAUCAAUGAAUUCUGAUUCGGUUUUGCGAAAAUAAUGUUGUAUCUGAAGCAACCUAGAGUUCAAUUUAUGGGAUUGUAUUUUUGGAUUGUGAGGGUUUUGCAUUGUGAUGAGUCUGAAUUCUGGUGAUUUGGUGCUCGUUGCAUGCCGUUUUGGUGAUUUCCCUUGAGCCAGAGGCUCGGGGAUCUGUAAAUUAGCGAGAAUAUAGUUAUGGCUUCGUCGGAGAAUUAUGAACGUUCUCACUCUCCUUCUCUCUCUGACGAAACGCUCCCUCCUUCUAAUUUAUGUAUGCAGAAAUUUAGGCUUUACGAGACUCGAUCGAACUUUUACAUGAUUGGAAGGGACAAGAGUAGGGCAUACUGGAGGGUACUAAAGAUUGACCGUCUAGAUCCUUCUGAGCUAAAUGUGCGUGAAGAUUCCACCACAUAUUCAGAAAGGGAGUGUUCUGAUCUUUUGAGGCGGAUACAUGAGGGGAACAAGUCCACUGGCGGACUUAAAUUUGUUACAACUUGUUAUGGAAUUGUUGGAUUCAUCAAACUUUUGGGGCCUUACUACAUGCUACUUAUCACAAAAAGAAGGCAAAUUGGUGCAAUCUGUGGUCAUACAGUAUAUGCUAUCUCAAAGACUGAGAUGAUUCCAUUGCCGAAUUCUUCUGUUCGGUCUAACAUCACCGAUUCUAAAAAUGAAAACAGGUACAAGAAGCUUCUAUGCACAGUUGACCUUACAAAGGACUUCUUUUUCAGCUACUCAUACCAUAUUAUGCGUAGUCUUCAAAGGAACAUGUGCGGCGCUGAGACAGGCCAUGUCCUUUACGAGACGAUGUUUGUUUGGAAUGAAUUCUUGACUCGAGGAAUUAGGAAUCACCUUCAGAAUACUUUUUGGACAGUUGCACUAGUUUAUGGCUUCUUUAAACAGGACACACUUGAGAUAUCUGGACGGGAGUUCAUACUUACGCUCAUUGCGAGAAGAUCUCGCCAUUAUGCUGGGACUAGGUAUUUGAGGCGAGGUGUUAAUGACAAGGGCAGAGUAGCAAAUGAUGUCGAGACAGAACAAAUAGUCUUUGAGGAUGUUCCAGAAGGUUUUCCGAUCCAAAUAAGCUCUAUCAUCCAGAAUCGUGGCUCAAUCCCUCUUUUCUGGUCACAGGAAACUUCACGUUUAAAUAUUAAACCAGAUAUUAUACGUAUGUUUCCCCAUUUUAUGGAUACUUUAAUAUUAGUAAUUAGCAAAGUUAGUUCUCUCUCAUCUCUAAUUUGGCGUGUUGCUAUCCAUUUGUUUGCUUAUGUAAUUAUCUGUUCUUUCCCAGUGUCAAAGAAGGACCAGAACUAUCAAGCCACUAGACUUCACUUUGAAAAUCUUGUCAAAAGAUACGGAAAUCCCAUUAUAAUUUUGAAUUUAAUAAAGACCCAUGAGAAGAAGCCUCGUGAGGCCAUCCUUCGUCAAGAGUUUGCUAAUGCUAUAGACUUCAUCAAUAAAGAUUUGUCUGAGGAAGACAGGCUUAGGUUUCUUCAUUGGGAUCUGCACAAACAUUUUCAGAGCAAAGCUACAAACGUGUUGUUGCUUCUAAGCAAAGUGGCAGCAUAUGCAUUGGCAUUAACGGGUUUUUUUUAUUGCCAAGCGUCAUCAACCUUGAGACCUGAAGACUGUCCAAAAUGGCCACCUACAGAUGAUGCUGUUAAGAGAAGUUUUUCUCCUACCAGAAAAGCUGAUAACGAUGAUGAGGAUGCUAAUGAUUUAGAGAGGAGACCAAGUGACGAGAUCAAUGUUUCCAAUGAAAAUGGUUCUGCAAAAUCACCCAGGUUGCAAAGGGGGGUGCUCAGGACCAACUGCAUAGACUGCCUGGAUCGCACAAAUGUUGCACAAUAUGCGUAUGGGUUGGCUGCUAUUGGCCACCAGCUUCACUCUCUGGGAAUUGUUGAGCACCCAAAAGUUGAUCUUGAUGACCCUGUAGCCAAUGAUUUGAUGCAGUUUUAUGAGCGGAUGGGUGACACACUUGCACAUCAAUAUGGUGGUUCUGCUGCACACAACAAGAUAUUCUCUGCGAGGAGAGGUCAAUGGAGAGCUGCAACGCAGUCUCAGGAGUUUUUUAGAACUCUUCAACGUUAUUACAGCAAUGCUUGGAUGGAUGCUGAGAAACAAGAUGCAAUCAAUGUUUUCCUGGGGCAUUUUCAGCCACAGCAGGGUAAGCCUGCUCUAUGGGAGUUGGGUUCAGAUCAGCACUAUGACACAGGGAGACUUGGUGAUGAUGAUGCAAGGUCAUUUUUCAAAAGAUCGUUUUCAGAUGGAAACUUUCUCCGAGAUAGCUCUACACCUAUGUCAACUCCAAAUGCUAAGAAUGAAAAAACCCCAAAUCCUGGUUUACCAGACCGGUCAGGAGAUGGGAGCAAGGCUUUUUGUGAGUCAUCACCUGAAAUAUCUACUCCCGAGCCUGAGUGUGACAUUUCAUUUUCAAGAUACACUCCCUCAAUGUCUGGGAGACAGCUUUUUGUGGACAUGCAGAAAGAGCGAUGUGCUGAGACUCGUCAUAUUUACUAUUCUGAACAUGUUGAUUCCUUCACCUGCUCCAACUUUGUGGACCUGGAUUGGCUAUCUUCUUCAGGAAAUUCAUGUGAAGAAGAGCCAUACGAGAGGUCAUCUAUUACCAGCUCCCCGGUAGCUGAACUAUCUUCAGAAAAUGUUGUCAAUGGAGUGGUAGUUGGAGAAACAGCUGCCUCCACUAGUGAUUGGGCCAGCUCCAGCCUAAAGGUACCUCCAGUUAUGGGGAGUGAAGCAAGUGAAUCAGAGGCAUCCUACCGUGAUGCACAGACCAACAAUCCAGAUGAAUUUCCUGAUACUUUUGUUGAAUGGGUGACUUAUGGACAGACACUCUGCCAUUGAACUUUUGCAUGUGACCCUUUGCACUGAUAUACUAUAUAAUUGACAUUUUUUUUAAAUUGACUCGGCCUUGGCUUGGUCUAAAGAUGCUGAUUAGAAGAUUAGAGAGAGCUAAUGAUAAGGAAUCGCGGAAAGGUGAGAAACAGGAAUUUGGGUUGAUUUCUCCAUAUGAUCAUAACCUAAUAAGAAUCCUGCGACCGUUCUCAGUAAUGUUGACAUGCAGUAUUGAUUCAGUUGUGAAAAUUUCAAUCAAAUCCUGAAAGCAUAGUGCAAAAUAGUACAUAGUAAAUGGUUGUAAAAUUCUAGUUGCCUUAUCCUUUUUGUUGUUGCUGUUGUUUCCAUGGUGUUUACUGCUUUUACUCUUCUUUGGCCAGUUAAAGAUUAUACAGUAGGCGCACUUUUUGUAAAUAUUGUUGCUUAAUUGUGGGAUCUAUACUUUUAGAGUUGUAGAUAUAUUGAUUACUAUUUAAAUGA